Molecule: messenger RNA, 2097 nt
Organism: Magnusiomyces paraingens
Lineage: Eukaryota; Fungi; Ascomycota; Dipodascomycetes; Dipodascales; Dipodascaceae
Exons: 1
Coding region: 1-2097 (698 amino acids)
Biological process (GO): regulation of intracellular signal transduction; cellular response to L-arginine
Cellular component (GO): cytosol
Source: RefSeq, a predicted model, not a curated record
AUGUCUACAGUUCAGGUCUUUUCUACCGAACUCAGCAUUCUAUCCAUCCCCCCAGAAUUAUAUACAUUCUUCUUCCAUGGCAUCACUAAACUUAUUCUUCGCUCUUGGGAAGAUGACUACCUCCCACCAAGCUCUGCUUCAAGUGGUAUCUUCCGUUCUCAUUGCAUCCCUCCUCAUGAAUCACCAAUAGUCCCUCCUUCUGGACUUUCCUCUUCCAUUACAAGUGGCGAUAAAACUCCACUAGUAAAUGCCUCUUCUCUUUCAUCCCCUCAAAAUGUUUUCUCUCAUCAAAGACUUUAUUCAACAUCUUCCCGAGUGGACGAUUUUAAUUCAAACCAUAACGACCGCGACCAGGAAAUUGAAUUCCAACAAGCCAUUCGCGACCACAUUGAAUCCCUUCGAGAAUUUAUCAAUAUUUCCUUCACCCCAGUAGAAUGUUCAGUCAUUUGUCCAACUGAACUAGUCAAUCUUCUCUUUGGACCUGCCUUUGCAACACACAAGGCUUCCAUACUAAAAGAACACUAUCUUGCUAUUCAAGUCGAUACUACAGGAUCAAAUAGUGGACCUAACCUUAUUGAAAUUACUGCACCAUUAUCAAACGCUGGAAUCCCCAUCUUUUUCAUUCCAACUUACUUUAGUGAUUAUGUUAUUGUCCCCUUUUCUGCUAAAAACAAGGUUACUAGAACCCUUGAUGCACGUGGCUUUGUCUUUUCAAAUAUUGCAAACUCUUAUGUCAAUGUAACUGGCACUGACACUCCUUCCCCGCUUUCCCCCACAACCCCUGACGUGCACUACAAUAAUAACCCCCUUGAGUCAUCAAUAUCGUCCCUCCGAUCCAUCUCCUCGGCUGACUCUACAGAGUCUCGGCCACCACUCCUUGAAGGUGCUCCACUAUCUCCAUACCUGGCAUCGAUUGGUGCACAAACUGUUGAGACAUUUAAACGCAACUCGGUCAAGCCCGUUAUCAAUUUCGGUACAAAACUACUGCUCACUGGUAUGCGCAGCCGUAGCCGAGGCGGCGCCCAAGGCAUUACUGGCGGUCAGCACGAUAGCAUUUUCCUCUCAAUUGUAAACACACUCAUCCAUCCGCCAGAUUUCUUUUCAGUGACAAUUGUCAAUGGCACCGAGGUCUCCUUCAUUGUUAAUGAAGAAACAGCUCAGCUCUUUUCCACAGAAGCCCUACUUGGAUCCAUGACAGAUUUCGUGAUACCCAUCUCGUUUGAUUUUAGUAAUCUCCCAGAAGAUUCAACUGGUAUUGUAGCUGGUGUUGCAUCUCAACUUUACUCGUACGAUCCAGAUAAGCCAUUCCCCCAGGCUUUUGGAGUGCGUGGAAACAAUACAUCAGCUCAACCAUUUUCUCCAUCGAGCAGAAAUAGCACUGCAUCAAUGGGUUCCAGCAUUGGGUCACUUACAAGCGAACGCGAGCUAAUUCAAAUUAGUUAUCUGUCAACUGCAAAAACAGGUGUGGUUAUGGUCUCAGAGGUGGAUAUGGCUGUAGCCACUGCUGCACUCUCGGUCUUUAUGCACAAGACAAACAAAAAUGGAACCAAUCGUGGGUCACCUUUAGCCAAUGCAGUGUCGACCGAUAAAGCAGAUUACUAUCAAGAAGAAGAAGAAGAAGAAGAAGAGGAUGAUGAUGAUGAAGAAGAAGAAGAAGAAGAAGAAGAAGAGCAAUGUGACAGUGGACAACAGUCUGCUCAGGAUUCAGAUGAAUAUGAGAAUAGUAGUGACGAAGAGGAAGAUUAUGGUGACUCAAAUACUAGUCACCCGGCUGGUCCAUCAACCUCAUUAUCGUCAUCACACAACUCAUCCUCUUCAUCUUUUUCACUACACCAACUUCGCGCAGGGCUCCAGGAUGAGUCUCCCAUUGCGCGUUCUCAGCAACAACCUAGAAGAGACCAUUAUCAGAAUGAGUAUUAUACCAGUUAUAGUUAUGGCCAUCAAUCUCAUCAAUCUCAUCAAUCUCAUCAAUCUCAUCAUUCGCACAAUAAUCAUCACAAUCAUCACAAUCAUCACAAUCAUUCUCCAGCGGGUACUGCGACAUCCAGUCCGCGCUCACGUUCAAAACUUUCAAAUAAAAUUGACUUUGACGAUUAG